Molecule: messenger RNA, 1695 nt
Organism: Tetrahymena thermophila SB210
Lineage: Eukaryota; Ciliophora; Oligohymenophorea; Hymenostomatida; Tetrahymenidae
Product: kinase domain protein
Exons: 19
Molecular function (GO): protein binding
Source: RefSeq, a predicted model, not a curated record
AUGCAAUACUAGCAUCACAAAAGUAUAUUUCCUCGUAAGUCAAUCAGGGAUGUGAAGCAAGUUGCAGAUAUAAGCCUGAAGGCUAAUAAUUAGAUCAACAUAUCUGAAAUAUUUAUCACACUCAAAGAUUAUCUGGGUGACGAAUAGCUAAUCUUACUAUCUUCAAGUCUAAAAAGAUUACAUCACCUAAAAGAAUUUUUUCUGGAUUUAUCAGAAAUUAGGUUAGGAGAUGAAGGAAUAGGAGCUAUCUUUAAAAAUCUCAACUCUAUAGAAAAAGUUUACACUCUUUACUUGAUAUUGAGAUACGACAACAUAACUGAGCAAGGAGUAUGGUAUAUGUCCUAAGUUCUUAAAAAAUGUGUGGCAGUAGAAACUUUCUAUUUAGAUUUAGGGGGAAAUUAAAUAGGCUCUGGAGGAUUAAAGAACUUGACAUCAAUAUUCUAGACUUGCAACAAUAUUUUUAGUCUCUCUUUGAAUCUUUAUUGGAAUGAUAUUGGUUAGUAAGGAGCUGAGAUUUUCAGCUAAUCUUUUAGAUGGUUCAGAAAUCUUUAGCAUUUAUUCUUAAACUUUAAUCGAAAUGAAAUUGGCGACUAUGGAGUGUAUCAUAUUUCUGAAGUGAUUGCUAGAAUGCCUACAAUCAGAAUAAUGCACUUAAAUUUAGGCCUGAAUUUAAUUACAGAUGACGGAGCUAAUUUCCUUAACUAAUCUAUUUACAAUAGCUCGAACGCUACUGAGAUAGUACUUAAUUAUAAUUAAAACUUAAUAGGAAGAAAUAUUGACCUUGAAAUUCUGUCUAUUUAUAGUGCAUUAAAAAUACUUCAGAAAGUAGAAACAUUUUCCAUUUCAAUGACAUAAAACUAGAUUAAAAGCAUUGAUCUCUUCGAGUUUAAGAAGUUUGUUUAAUAUUUUAAAGUUCUUUGUUGCUCUAAAAAACAAAAAUUUUACAAUUUGAAGAACUUUUCUCUUGAUUUAAGUUAAAAUAUGAUUGACGACAGGCUAAUGAAAGGGAUUUCACACUAAAUUUCUAAGCACGAAAACAUUUAAUUUUUGGACCUUAAUUUCAUGGGAAACACAUUUUCUUAUAUAGGAGUUAAGGCCCUUUGUGAGAGCAUCAAGGAUCUAUAUUAGAUUAAUAAAUUAAAACUAACUUUAGACGAAAAUAAAAUUGAAGCUAAAGGUGUCUAUUUAUUAGGAGAGACUUUGAAAUGCUUUAAUAAUUUGAUAUAUCUCCAUUUAAGAAUUGGGUUGACAUUUAUAAACGAUUAAGUAACAUAACAGCUGUUUUUAUAACUUAAAGAAUGUAACAAAAUAAAAAAUUUGUUUCUGUCUCUCACCCACAAUUAACUAACAGAUCAGUCACUUAUAAAUCUUAAUGUGUUUCUUGAUAGCUUACCAAAAUUAGAUAGUUUUGAGAUAGAUAUAAGUAAUAAUCUAUUUCAAGAAAAAGGAUUUGCCUUUCUUUUAAGAUGUCUGUCAAAAUGUUAAGGAAUGAUUCAACUGAUAAUCAACUUAAGAAAAAAUAAAAUAGACGAUAUUGACACAUCUUAUUUUGUAAAAUAUGCCAAAAAAUGGUAAAAACUCAAAUAUUUUUUGCUCAAUAUGAAGUCUAACAAUCUCUCAUCAUACUUAAAAAAAGAAGUUUCAAUCCCUAUAAAAAAGUUACCAGAACUAGUAUACUAUUAAUUUCAGUGUUGA